Aspergillus pseudotamarii is the source of this 384-nucleotide messenger RNA. RefSeq lists its product as uncharacterized. The coding region runs from base 1 to 384 and encodes 127 amino acids. NCBI's taxonomy places the organism in Eukaryota, Fungi, Ascomycota, Eurotiomycetes, Eurotiales, Aspergillaceae. The transcript is spliced from 2 exons. The record is from RefSeq and is a predicted model, not a curated record.
AUGUCCACGGAAGUGAUGAUGAAAGUCGUCGUCAUCACCAAAUCAUCAACGCCACCGAUUAAAGUAUUAAUAGACCCCCCGGCAGGCGAAGAUGUCAUCGCCAUGCUUUCGAAAGCUCAGGACACGUUACGCCAGGGCCAGGAGGCCGCUCAAAAAGCAAUGAGCUCCGCGACCGGCUCUAAUAAACCAGACUUGUCGAAAUGGAAUACGGAGGAGAUGCUGGAGACCACUCUUGACAAACACGGAAACCCCGUCCCUGACGCCUCAUAUACUGAUUAUGACAAGUUGUCGAAAGGAGAGCUUGGUCACGACGACGCGGAUGCUUACAUAGCGGCGAAUAAAAACUUUCAUCACCCAACCAAAGAGGACGAUGCCUUCAAUUAG